Messenger RNA from Pleuronectes platessa (European plaice), 1980 nucleotides. Its product is annotated as regulator of G-protein signaling 12. Bases 139 to 1980 code for a protein of 613 amino acids. Lineage: Eukaryota; Metazoa; Chordata; Actinopteri; Pleuronectiformes; Pleuronectidae. Gene Ontology annotation, molecular function: GTPase activator activity; protein binding. The record is from RefSeq and is a predicted model, not a curated record. The transcript has 2 exons.
GGACACAGGAGGAAACACAUGUGGAGGUGGAGUGGAGUAAAAUCAAAAUUAUACUGGAUGACACCCACACAAUAGUGUUGGCAACCUGCAAGUGUUUCGGUUCCCACACACUGGAUCUCACAGCCCCCUACAACAAAGAUGAGGAUACAGGGACAGCCUGAGGGCGCAAGGAGGCGUCUGGAUUUAAAUGCACUCGGGGAGCUCAGGGGAGUGGAGAUCAUCCGUGGUCGAGCAGGAUAUGGUUUUACUAUUACUGGACAGAGGCCAUGUUUGUUGAGUGGCAUCCUGGAGGGCAGUCCUGCUGACCUGGUGGGACUCAAACAAGGGGAUCGCAUCAUGGCAAUCAAUGGAACAGACGUGUCCGCUGCUUUGCAUGAGACUGUUGUGCAGCUGAUUGGCAGCUGCAAAGGACCGUUGGGGUUGGUGGUGCAUGCUGACAGCAGAAUAAUGGGGAACCCCAUCCUUCACGAUGAAAAAUUCGGGAUUGGCAAUAAAGGGGGGUUUUACCAGAAGGCUGGUGUUCUUCGCACUAUCUCCCACGAUUCAAGCAAUUCCUCCUUUAACGCGAGUCAUGCUGUCACCCCGAAACAGAGGCCCGUGUCUGAACCCGACAUGUCCCAGUGGUCCCAGCAGUGGAGCAUGGUAACUGGGCAACCCAAGGAGGAAACGUCCAGCGAGGGGUAUUCAGACUCUGUGUUUACAGACCCAGAGGACGCUAGCCCAGACUGGGGUAUUUUAAACAUGACCUUGGUGGUCGGCUACCUGAGCUCCACAGAGCUGAUUUUGAACACUACAGAAUCAGAGGAGGACUGUUUAAAGGCCAUCCGGGAGCGAAUACGACAGUUGGGAACAGAGCAGGAUACCCACACUCUGGUGUUGAUGAAAAUUAUGUUUGACUGCAUCCGCCUUUGUGACGACACAGGAGCUGUCUUGGCAGCCCUCCCCGCUGAGAACCUGGUCUUAGGGGCUGUGUGUGCUGAAGACCCUCGGUUCUUUUGCCUGGUCACUACAGCACAUAUAAUAGAUGGCCAUGUACCAGAGGAUGGUCCUCUUCGGGCCUCCUGCCAUGUGUUCUUUAUGGACCCAGAGCUGGGAAGCCACGAGGACCACAAAGGGAUCGCUGGACGCUUUGGCUUUGAGUGCACUCCAGAUCCAGAUGCCGUGGGCUGCCUGGAAUUCCCUCAGACUCCCCCCGAUGUCCUUCACUUUGUCACCGUCCUGUAUAGUGACAUGGGAGAGCCCGUGGAGCGGCUCAGAGGGAAACUGGACACGGAGGCUCAGCAGCAAGCCAAGGCGAAUGGCAGCACUGACAAACAAGGCAGCACCAGCAGCAAUGGGGACAGUGGUAUUGGGAAUGCGUCCCCCCCUGAGGAGAGAACGGAUAGGGAUUUCCCUCCUGCAAUUCAAAACCACCCUGGGGCCCACCUCCCCAGCUGUCCAUGGGAUUAUCCUCCGACUGAAGACCUUACCCCAAUAAACCUCUCUGAGAAUGGACAAAAACUUAAUCCAGACAACAGUGCCAGCACACAUUCCCUUUCGGAAUCUCUACCUGGUCCCGAUUCCCUAACCGGCUUUUACGGCGGUCCCCCACCCAGGCUCGAAUUCCAGUUCAAGCCCCCACCACCUCCUCUGCCUUUGGGUAAAAAAAGCAACACCUUCGGAGAGUCUUUCAGAGGAAGCCAAAGGUGGUUCACUAAGCAGAAGUGGCCUAAAGCCCCGAACGAUGACCCUGAGCCUCCAGUGAUGCUCACCACCAACUGUUCCUCGUGCAUUAACCUUAGCUCAGGCACGAAUAACCUGCCGCCCGCCAUGUACCAGAUUCCUUCAGACAGAUACCAGUCGGCAGAGGUCAUGAUGCUGCCUCCCAGAGAGGAAUGGACCAAGAGGUUUCUGGACCAGAGGGAGAAACAGCGGAAAGAUGGUAGCAACAAACAUGUGAGUAAGCUUUGUUUAAAUGCAACAUUUAAAAAUCACACGUGA